GACACAAAGAGCCGAGAAGUCCGCUCCGAGUUUAACUAUCAACUUUAGCAGGAGCUGAAAUGGACCCCCGGGUGUUUAUCUCCUUCUUGGCUCUCCUGAUGGUUCACCUGGGUUCUGGUGGCACCCUGCGCCACGGGAUCGUCGGUGGCCACGAAGCCAGGCCCCACUCCCGGCCCUAUGCAGCAGUUCUGAAGAACGGUGGGCGUUUCAACUGCGGGGGGUUCCUCGUCGCCCCUCAGUGGGUGCUGACGGCCGCCCACUGCAAUGGCAAUCUCAACAUCAUCCUGGGAGCGCAUGAUCUGGACGCCGUGGAGGAAACCCAGCAGGUGUUUGGGGUGGAAAGCUAUCACCAGCACCCCGGGUACAAAAUCAUUGGGGGGACCCCCUACAACGACAUCCUCCUGUUAAAGCUGGACCGAGAAGCCAAGCUCAACCGAUACGUCCAGACUAUCCCGUUGCCCAGGUCACAGGAUGACCUUCCUAAAGAGACUCGGUGUUUCGUGGCCGGAUGGGGCCGACUCGAUGACCGGUGGCAAGGCUCUCCGAAGCUUUUCGAGACCAACGUCACCCUCCCAGGGCGACGGAAGUGCCUCGUGUUUUUCCCCGAACUUACCGAUGAGAUGCUCUGCGCCGGGAGCCGUUCUAAACUCUGCGAUGUCAGCAACGGCGAUUCCGGAAGCGCCCUCGUCUGCAACGGAGCGGCCCAUGGCGUCGUCUCCUACGGCUUUCACAACCCGCCCUCCAUUUACACCCGUGUCGCAGCCUUCCUUCCGUGGAUCAAGGAGACCAUCGGAUGAAGAAAGAGCAGUUAUUCCCUGCUUCGGCUUCCCUGUUUGCUCCUGCUUUGUCCUUCUGAGAGAUCCCUGUGUGGUUGACCCAGGCCAACCACGCUAGCGUGACCCGGGCCUUCCGAUUUAUGCAGACAAAUAAAUGGCAUGUCUAUCAUCAA
Pogona vitticeps (central bearded dragon) is the source of this 949-nucleotide messenger RNA. The record is from RefSeq and is a predicted model, not a curated record. Lineage: Eukaryota; Metazoa; Chordata; Lepidosauria; Squamata; Agamidae.